GCUUCUGCGGCAGAGCCCGAGGACGGAACAGAGCGCCGGUCCCUGGCCGGGCGCGAGCUGGGGGCGGCGCCGGGGCGGCGGGGGCGGGGAGGGCGCGCGCCGAGGCGGCUGCGGCAGUUGCGCGCUAGGAUUGCUGCGGUGCGGCGGGGCCGAAUUCAUCAUACAAAUAAAAUGACUACUUCCUGGAGUGAUCGAUUACAGAAUGCAGCGGAUGUGCCUGCUAACAUGGAUAAGCAUGCCUUGAAAAAAUAUCGCCGAGAAGCCUAUCACCGGGUGUUUGUGAACCGAAGUUUAGCCAUGGAAAAAAUUAAGUGUUUUGGUUUUGAUAUGGAUUAUACUCUUGCUGUGUACAAGUCUCCAGAAUAUGAAUCCCUUGGCUUCGAGCUUACCGUGGAGAGGUUAGUUUCCAUUGGCUAUCCUCAGGAGCUGCUCAGUUUUGCAUAUGAUUCUACAUUCCCUACCAGAGGACUUGUCUUUGACACACUUUACGGAAAUCUUUUGAAAGUUGAUGCCUAUGGAAACCUUUUGGUUUGUGCACAUGGAUUUAACUUCAUAAAAGGACCAGAAACUAGAGAGCAGUAUCCAAAUAAAUUUAUCCAACGAGAUGACACUGAACGGUUUUACAUUUUGAACACACUAUUCAAUCUUCCAGAGACCUACCUGUUGGCCUGCCUAGUAGAUUUUUUUACUAAUUGUCCAAGAUAUACCAGUUGUGACACAGGAUUUAAAGAUGGGGACCUCUUCAUGUCGUACCGGAGCAUGUUUCAGGAUGUAAGGGACGCAGUCGACUGGGUCCAUUACAAGGGCUCCCUUAAGGAAAAGACAGUUGAAAAUCUUGAGAAGUAUGUAGUCAAAGAUGGGAAAUUGCCAUUGCUUCUGAGCCGGAUGAAGGAAGUAGGGAAAGUGUUUCUUGCCACUAACAGUGACUACAAAUACACGGAUAAAAUCAUGACUUACCUGUUUGAUUUCCCACAUGGACCCAAGCCGGGAAGCUCCCAUCGACCGUGGCAGUCUUACUUUGAUCUGAUUUUAGUGGAUGCACGGAAACCGCUCUUUUUUGGAGAAGGCACAGUACUACGUCAGGUGGAUACUAAAACUGGAAAACUGAAAAUUGGUACCUACACAGGCCCCCUGCAGCACGGCAUCGUCUACUCAGGAGGCUCAUCUGAUACAAUCUGUGAUCUGUUGGGAGCCAAGGGCAAAGACAUUUUGUACAUCGGAGAUCACAUUUUUGGAGACAUUUUGAAGUCAAAGAAACGGCAGGGGUGGAGGACUUUCUUGGUGAUUCCUGAGCUUGCACAAGAGCUCCACGUCUGGACCGACAAGAGUUCACUUUUCGAAGAACUUCAGAGCUUGGAUAUUUUCUUGGCUGAACUCUACAAGCACCUUGACAGCAGUAGCAAUGAGCGCCCAGACAUUAGUUCCAUCCAGAGACGCAUUAAGAAAGUAACUCACGACAUGGACAUGUGCUACGGGAUGAUGGGAAGCCUUUUCCGUAGUGGCUCCCGGCAGACACUCUUUGCCAGUCAAGUGAUGCGGUAUGCUGACCUCUACGCGGCAUCGUUCAUCAACCUGCUGUACUACCCGUUCAGCUACCUCUUCAGAGCCGCCCAUGUCCUGAUGCCUCAUGAAUCAACAGUGGAGCACACGCAUGUGGAUAUCAACGAGAUGGAAUCCCCUCUCGCCACCCGGAACCGCACAUCCGUGGAUUUCAAAGACACCGACUACAAACGUCAUCAGCUUACAAGGUCCAUUAGUGAGAUUAAGCCCCCCAACCUCUUCCCACUGGCUCCCCAGGAGAUCACACACUGCCAUGACGAAGAUGAUGAUGAAGAGGAGGAAGAGGAAGAAUAAGGAGGCAAACUAAAACCCUGAGCACCUAUCAGCAAGUCUGGCAGGACUCACGGGCAAGGGGUGGCCUUUAGAUUCUGUUAGGGAGGGUGGGAGGACCUCAUCAGAAGUACAUUUGGAAAGUUUCUUAAGGCUUUAAAUAAUUCUAAUCAUAGCUACUCACUUGAGUUUUGUGUAUCUGUAUUCUCUGCAGAUUGUUAAACUGUAGGAAGGAAGGUAAAAAGUCAGGUGGGUCUGCAUGCAGACGGCACCGGUCAUCAGUGUGCCAUCUGCAUACACUGAGGUAGGAAAGGCUUUCAGAGCAGAGCUGAAGCCUGGUGGGAAGAGGUGAGCCACAAUAUCGUAUUACUACAAACUGUGCUAUUGUUCCACACCCCUUUUCCAGUGCAUUAUACAGUAUUGUACAUCAGUGGAGAAAUACACUGUCUUCAUGAUCCAGUGUAGUCCGGCUUCUGGGUUUCCCUGGUGGCCCUGGCAAGGCUGCUACUGUGUUGAUGCCUUCUUGGGUUUCCCUGCUGCAGGGUGAUUUUAGGGAGACCGCAGGGGUUUGAAUUUGAGGCAGAAGUCCUCAUCCUUGAUUUUAAAAAAUUGGUAGCACAAAUGUGUUUUGGUUAUAUAAAAACAAUCCUUUUGGGGAAUGUAGCUGAAGAUACAGCGGUGCAAGUUCCCAGAGAACAGCAGCUGCUACCAGAGCUGCCUUCAUCAGCGCAGACCGCAGGGGCAUCCUGCUCCUAGGCACAUGUGUGGGAGGGGCUCUACAGCAAAAGGCACCGUUAGUAUCUUAGUAUCGGUUCACUGGAGAAUACUGCGGGAAAUUACUCCCGCUCUCAAUGAAGCAGCAGCCUGUGAAUAUGCAGUCACGUGACCGCCGGGCCAGGGCAGGGAGUCGUCCAACACUUGGAAUACUUUUGUAGAUUGUAGCUUUAGCUUUCAUUUGUUUUCUUCCAUUCUUGGCUACGGUCACUGGAGUACUGGCUGCUCUAGAGCUCAGUAAAGUGUAUGUCUAAUGCUGACACCCUUGUAUAGAACAACUGUCAACUGUCACAGCCGUUGGUCUGCAGAUGGCUUUAGGGUUGGCAUGCUCUCAAGGGAAAUUACAUUUUCAAAAUUGCUAACUAUGUCACUUUUAGUUGAAGAACUUGCUUUUGUGAACAGUGUUUCAUAGGUAUAAAGAUUUUUUUCUAAGACAAAGUUUAUCUAUGUACCCCUGGCUGUCUUGGAACUCCCAAUGUAGAACAGACUGGCCUUGAAUUCACAGAGAUGUUCCUGCCUCUGCCUCCUGAGCUCUGGGAUUAAAGGCGUGCUCUAACCU
Molecule: messenger RNA, 3163 nt
Organism: Phodopus roborovskii (desert hamster)
Lineage: Eukaryota; Metazoa; Chordata; Mammalia; Rodentia; Cricetidae
Gene: Nt5c2
Product: 5'-nucleotidase, cytosolic II
Exons: 18
Coding region: 172-1854 (560 amino acids)
Biological process (GO): adenosine metabolic process; IMP metabolic process
Molecular function (GO): 5'-nucleotidase activity
Source: RefSeq, a predicted model, not a curated record